AUGGUUCCGGAUCGUGGGAACUACAUGUUGUUCCGUUCUCCUUGUGGGGCCUAUCAGCUCCCAGCUCCUUAUGUGUUCGGAUUGUUAGUCAGUCGUGGGUUCUGGUCCGAAGAAAGUCAAACUGGGGGCCCUAGAAGUCCGCUCGCCGACAAACGCGUGGAUAAAGACGCGGAGAGAAUAUAUUGGCCCAGUUUGGCAACACGUUUAAAGGCCCGCGUUCCAAUUGUGUCUUACCUUCACCUAAAUCGUACGAACACCUCACCACGGGAAGCUGUCGACGAGAAGCGUUCAGGCGCAACCACGGGAAGCUCUCCACGAGAAGCGUUCAGGCACAGCGGUAGCUACGCUUCACCCCGUUACGAAGCUUGGACUGAUACGUAUAGCUGGAGAAUCACAUCUCAACUCCGAUUAUCAGGUAUUACACAAUUAGCUCCUUCUAUUUUGAAUUCCCUUUUUGUUGUUCGCAAGAUCCAAAUUCCUUCAUGGCAACCUAUAUUUUUUUCUCUAAAUGCUGGUUAUUUAUAUCAUUGCUGCAGACAAGGCCAAUUGGGAUUCUGCCCAAACAAAGUUUUUGUUGAUCUUUGUGUCGAACAAUUAAAGGAAGGGCGUAGGCCUGGUUCACACUUCACCAAAGAAGGUUGGCAGAAGAUAGUUGCUGGUUUUUUUGAUAAAACCGGGAAGCGAUAUGAUCAACCACAGUUUAAGAACAAAUGGGAUAAUCUGAAGAAGGAGUACAAAUUGUGGAAGAAGCUGCGUAUUCAUGACACUGGGACUGGAUGGGACAAUGUUCGUAACACUAUUCUGGCGGACAAUGAUUGGUGGGAGAGAAGAAUUCAGGAAGACAAAAAGGUUGCCAAGUUUCGAAUCCAGGGACCUGAAAACCUUGAGCAGUUGGAGACACUCUUUGAUGGAAUUAUGGCCACUGGUGAAUUUGCAUUUUUUGCAGGAGCAUCAAACGAGAAUGCUGUGAACCAUAAUGAUCAAAUGCGAAAGUCAAGCAUAGGAGAAAAUGUGGAUUCUCUUCACAUCUCCUCUGAUUACUCUCCUGAUCCAGAGUUUGACAUCAACAUUGAGCAAAGUAAUGAAGUAACUAGCUCUCCCACUCCACCACUUCGUCAAGUUAGGAGGAGGUCAGGCACAUCAGGGACCCGUGGAAAGAAGAAGCGUAGGGCAUCUGCAUCUGACUAUCGCGAAGACAUUAGCAAGUCCUUGGGAAACUUAGUGUCUACUGUGAAUAGCCGAUCUCAUUCUAUAGCCAGUACCCCUGUUUCAGGUGCUAAAGCUGAAAUUGCUGAGUGUAUGCGUAUUCUAGAGGAAAUUCCAGAGACCGCUGAGAUGGGAGAUUUGCUUUUGUUUGCUCUGAAACUAUUCCAUAACAAAGACCACCGUGAGUACUUUACUGCAAUGUUACGCAGGGACUGGCAGCUUGCGUGGUUGAAGAUGAUGUACGAGGACGCACAGGGGGGUGGUGCAGGGGGCAGCAAAUGA
This is a messenger RNA of Tripterygium wilfordii, 1488 nucleotides long. Its product is annotated as L10-interacting MYB domain-containing protein-like. The record is from RefSeq and is a predicted model, not a curated record. The coding region runs from base 1 to 1488 and encodes 495 amino acids. NCBI's taxonomy places the organism in Eukaryota, Viridiplantae, Streptophyta, Magnoliopsida, Celastrales, Celastraceae. The transcript has 6 exons.